Molecule: messenger RNA, 1273 nt
Organism: Haliotis rubra (blacklip abalone)
Lineage: Eukaryota; Metazoa; Mollusca; Gastropoda; Lepetellida; Haliotidae
Product: transcription initiation factor TFIID subunit 7-like
Biological process (GO): transcription initiation at RNA polymerase II promoter; RNA polymerase II preinitiation complex assembly
Cellular component (GO): transcription factor TFIID complex
Molecular function (GO): RNA polymerase II general transcription initiation factor activity
Source: RefSeq, a predicted model, not a curated record
AUCAGAAUGGCAUUGAUGUAGUGCACAAGUACCUGCAGACAACAGUAAACAGACAGAAAGAUGAGUGCCAAGCCAGCUCCAAAGAAGAGGGAAGGAAACGAGCCUUUUGAACUCGAACAACAAUACAUACUGAGAUUACCACCAGGGCCAGCGAUUGCUCUACGACGGGAUGUACAAUCUGGGUCUAUGACUCUGAAGGACAAGCUUGGUAUCGAGUUGCAGAACGAUAUGAGGACGUGUCGUGUCCGAUAUGGAGGAGAUAUUUUUAACGCCAAGCUUGUUGACUUACCUUCCAUUGUUGAGUCUUUGAAGACUGUGGACAAGAAGACCUUCUACAAAACUGCUGAUAUUUGUCAGAUGAUGAUCUGUACUACGUAUGUAGAUGAGAAAACGCCGCAGGAAGAGGAAAGUCCAAAGAAGAAGGACAAGGAUAAGAAAUAUGCCUGGAACCAUGGCAUUACACCACCUCUCAAGAAUGUGAAGAAAAGAAGAUUCCGGAAGACCUUGAGGAAAAAGCACAUAGACCAGCCUGAGACGGAGAAAGAAGUUAAGCGGUUGUUCCGCUACGAUGCCGAAGCCAUCGACGUCCAGUGGGAGGUGAUCACAGAGGAAGACAAGUCCAAUACCCAAGACAACAACAGUCAAGGUCAAGGCCAGGUUAUAGAGGCGAGCGGCAGUUUCCACAAAGAUGAAUCCCAGAUGAAGAGGAGCGACACAAGCGUGUCCCUAGAUCCUGCAUCAUAUUUUGGUGAGGUGAGCAGUUCCGAGGACGAUGAAGACCGCGACAUCAACAUCAUGGACAGCGGAGAGGAGGAGACCUCACAUGGGCCAUCCACACCGAGGGUGGGCUUUACCAUCGACAGGAUGACCAGCGAGAGCAUGGACGUGGGUGACUCUGACACAAAUGAGUUGAGCAGCAAGCUGACUGAGCUGACACAACAGCUGGCUGAGAUUCAGCUGAAGAAGACAGAUCUAGAAGAACAGCUGGCAAAAACAGACUCACCUGAGGAGAGGGACAAGUUACAGGAGGGGCUGUUGCAGCUGGUGCAGGAGGAGGGACAGAAAGAGAAAGAGUUUGAAAUCCUUUCCUCUAUGUUGAACCAAUGAUGAAUCACUUGAAGACAGCUGAGACAAGACUGAUCCAAGUGCUACGUAUACCUUGGGUGGUGAGGAAAUAUGGGAGAUAACUCUGACAGUGUUCUCUAUAUGUGCUUCAAUAACCCUGGAUGAAGUGAAGAGUGACAUAUUUGGCAAUGGAAGAAGAAGAGCUUGA